Molecule: messenger RNA, 2841 nt
Organism: Aspergillus uvarum CBS 121591
Lineage: Eukaryota; Fungi; Ascomycota; Eurotiomycetes; Eurotiales; Aspergillaceae
Exons: 2
Coding region: 1-2841 (946 amino acids)
Source: RefSeq, a predicted model, not a curated record
AUGGCGCCUCUUCGUACCCUGCUCUUCGGAGCGGGCUUGAUGCCGCUCAUCCAGAUGGCUGCGGCCUGUACGGGCACCAAUGUCAUUCAAGGAGGGUCUUCUGCGUAUACUUCCUUCUGGAGUACGAGUGCCGGCCCUACCCUGAAGACCUUUUCGGUGGUCGAUACUGGGGGUCCCGAUGGCGGUGCCUAUCUCGAAAUCGACGACUUCAGCUAUAGUUGGGUGAUUGUGCGCCAAAACAUUCCCUCGGUGCACGUGGGCACCUCCUAUCAUGUCUCCCUAGACUGGUCUAUCACGACGGACGACUCGACCGGAGCCUCCUGUACCAUUACAGUCGCUGUCGAAGGCAAUUCCUUCACUGCCGCAUCUGCUGCCCUCGUGGCUGGCCGAUCCAGUGGCUGGUCGAGUGUCUCUGGGACGUACACCCCCACUUCUUCCACCGGCAUUCCUUUCGUGAUCACCAUCAGUUGCUCCCAGGGAGCUUCCAACGGAAACCCGGUCAUUGGCCUGGCCGACAUUUCCAUGGUCAGCGCUUGCUCGGACACGGCCGACAGCACGUCGAGCGCUGUGAGCACCACCAGCAGUGACGUUUCGCUGGGAUCCUUGACUACUGCCUUGAGCACAUUGACUUCUUCUACCCUUGCUGCUUCAUCCACUGUCAGCAGUGCUUCUACAGCCACCUGGUCGACGUCUUCUGGCGCGACCACUACGACCGAUGACAAUGGCACCACGCUCACGGCUGAUACCACCGCUGGGACAUCUCUGGAGGCAUCACAGUCUGUCGACACCUCCGAUGAUGCCGCGGUCUCAGGCACAAUCUCGGUGUCCGAUUCAGCUGCCACCAAGCGCAAGCGUAGUGGUGUGUCCUGCGCGUUGAGCAUUUAUCAGGGCAACGAUCUCCUCGACAGCCUGACCGUCCCAACAGGUUCGUCGGCCCCUUUUUCGACCUGCUUGAGUAGUUCAUCCUCCAGUACCUUCAGUACCUCCACCCUCACGAUUAAAGUGGUUUGUGAUGGAACCGGGGCCACAGUUGAGGUUGCGGACCUUACGGUGGACACCAGUCUUGCGGCUGCUGAACAAUGUGCUGCUGGUGCUGCUGGUGCUACUACUGGUAUCUCUGCGGCCGCAUCCAGCUCGCCGAUUGCUGCUCCGAGCUCAGUCGUUGCUGCUCCGAGCUCAUCCUCUGCGGUCAGUGUUGCCGUGCAACGUCCUACUCCCAGCCCUCAGGCCAGCCCUCAAGCCAGCUCGAGUGUGCCUUUGUUUGUGACCCGUCCUAGCCCAUCAACCACCCCAAGCCCUAGACCCAGCUCAGGCUCUGUUGCCGGUUCGGACUCAUCUGGUGCUGAUUCUUCUAGCUCGUCUGGUUCCUCUUCUAACUCUGGCUCUGCUGGCUCCUCUUCUGGUUCUGGCUCGAUGGAUCCAGAAGCAGCAGCAGUUAGCGCUGGCUCUAAGUCGUCUGGCUCGUCUAGCUCUAAUGCUUUAGGCUCGACUGGCUCUGGCUCCUCAUCUGGCUCCUCAUCUGGAUCUGGCUCCUCGUCUGGCUCGCCUGGUUCCUCAUCCGACUCUGGAUCGUCGGGAAAUAUCACUGGCGCUGGCUCGUCCGGCUCUGGGGCUUCCGGGGCGUCCAGCUCGGCUGCCUCCCAGCCUGGUUCUGGCUCAACAUCGAACACAUCGGGUUCCAGCAACGCCAUCUCCGGCGCUGUGGCGUUUACUACCUCUACUGUUUCCCACACGGAGGUGCACACUGUCACCGCCUGCCCGUCGACCAUCCAAAAUUGCCCUGCCUCGGCCAAGACCACUUACCUGACCACCGAAACUGUGGUCGACUACACUACCAUCUGCCCGGUCACUGCUACCGAGACCCAGGUGCCUGCGACUGCCACCCGUGCUUUGAGUACCUCUAGACACGAGGAAUUCACGACAUCCACCGUGUAUACAACCUCCGUGCAUACAGUGACCGCCUGCCCCUCUUCAGUCAAGGAUUGCCCCGCCUCGAAGCAGACGACGUACCUCACGACCGAGACCAUUGUGGAUUACACCACGAUCUGCCCUGUGACUGCCACCCAGACUGGCGUCGCGGCCACAGCCACAGCCACGGCCACAUCUACUGCUGGUUCUUUGUCUCGUGUCACGGAGUAUGUGACCUCCACGGUGUACAGCACGUUGAUUCGUCCGGUGACUGCUUGUCCUUCAGGAUAUAAGAACUGUCCUGCGUCGGCGAAGUCGACCUUUGUGACUACUGAGACGGUGCCUGCCCAUGUCACCACCUAUACUGUGGUGACCACCGAGCCCCAUACGACCGCAGCGCCUGCUGGUGAGCAGGUUUAUUCCACCUCCACCGGUUACGAUAUCACUGUCUACACAGUAACGGCUGUUUCUAUGGGAUCAACCGACCAGACUGCUGCCCAAGAGACGGUCUCUGUGUAUACCACCCUGAUUCCAGUCGGGACCACGAUCUAUCUGAAUGUCGCGUCCAUCGCAUCGGCUACUGCUGCGUCUGGUGCUAUCGAUACGGGGGUUUCCCAGCCGGAAGGUGCGGAAGCCAUCGGCACGACAGAGUCCACCACCAAACUGGGCUCCCAUGCCCAGGUUGGGGGCAGUGGUGCGCAAUCUUCUUCAAUCCCAGAGUCCCCAAGCCCGUCGGGCUCCUUGAUCCCCUCAUUCCGAGCAUCCUCUGCGGUCGCAGCGUCUGCAGCAGCCUCGUCUCGGGCCGGUACUAAUGCUGGAUCUGCCACUACCACCGCGGGGGGCGCGCUCUAUACUGGGGCUGCCGCAUCCGUCUCCCUCUCCUCUAGCCUGAUUUGCGUGGUGGGGAGUCUUGUCGCUGCUUUGAUGUUGUAG